This is a messenger RNA of Westerdykella ornata, 1831 nucleotides long. RefSeq names its product cytochrome P450. Bases 101 to 1378 code for a protein of 425 amino acids. Lineage: Eukaryota; Fungi; Ascomycota; Dothideomycetes; Pleosporales; Sporormiaceae. The record is from RefSeq and is a predicted model, not a curated record. Gene Ontology annotation, molecular function: iron ion binding; oxidoreductase activity, acting on paired donors, with incorporation or reduction of molecular oxygen; steroid hydroxylase activity. The transcript has 2 exons.
CUUCGUACUCCUGUCCGGGGCAAGCCUUAUACGCAAAGCCUUGACUUCGUUUUCUCAGCACCUUGACUGGAAUACAAUCAGUGCUCCCUUGUUCAAGAAUAUGUUCGGCGGCACUGACGCCGUUGUCGAAGCCCUCAGGCAAGAUAACUCCGGUAUUGGUGCCAAGCCCUAUUCAGGUAGCAACGUUCAUCCCGGUCGACGUCUACUCAGAAACCAGAUCCUCUUCUUCUCUGACGCUUUCUCAAAAAGCAGUCUGGAUGAGCUCGUGCCUAGGUUUGUGCAGAGUCUAAAAACCUGGUGCGAGGCUUCCGACGAAAUCGGCACGGAGUGGGUGGAGAAGUCCGACCUGUAUGAAUUUGUUCGCGAUGUUCUUUUCGACUGCAACGUUGAUUCAUUCUUCGGGAAGAGUCUUCGAGCGUUAAAUCCCAACUUAAGCGCCGACUUCUGGGAGUACGAUGACAAUAUCGGUUUUCUCGCGACCCCUAAGCCACGCUGGCUGAAUCGAAGAGCUGUGCUAGCCAUGGAGCGCUGCCACGCAGCAAUGAAGCGCUGGAGAAAGAAUGCUGUGGACGAGAGUGCCAAACGCACAAUCUCAGAUGAUGCCGCAUGGGACCCUGCGUGGGGGUUAGGUGCAAUUCGCCGGAGGAACAAAUUACUUGAUGCUACUGAAGGCUUGUUCGAUGAGCACAACCGGGGGUCGAUUGAUCUUGCUCUUUUGUGGUCAUUGACUUCAAAUGUCAUUCCCGCCUCCUUCUGGUACCUCUUUGAAGUCCUAUCUUCGGAAGGAUUAUUAGCCCGUGCUGUUAAAGAGAUUGAGAAGCAAAAGCAGAACGACCCGGACACGAACGAUCCGGUUUUAGAUUCCACGGAGCGCACAACUACGCCCCUCCUCGAAGCCAUAUAUGCAGAGACCGUCAGACUACAUGUCAUUACGCUGAUCACACGAACGGUAAAGAAGAGUUACAGCGUGGAAGGAUGGAUCCUCCCGCAAAACCAGAAUGUCAUCGUUUCCAGCCAAAUAGAGCAUAUGAGCAGACAAUGGGACAGCCCAGACGGCAAGCAUCCGUCCUCCGAGUUCUGGCCGGAUCGAUUCCUUCUCCCAGAAAGCUCCGAUACUAUCGACGAGGAGGAGAAGUUCUCUCUAGAAGGGAGGCAAGGACAGUGGAUUCCGUUCGGGUUGGGUGAACACAUGUGUCCGGGUCGGCACUUCGCAAAGCAGGAGAUGAUCAUCAGCUUUGCUGUGCUCACACACUUUUUUGAAUUCGAAUUGCUUACUCCGCCUGGUUGGCGUCCGGAUAACGAUUUGAGCAGAUAUGGAUUCGGGACGCAACAGCCGAAGCAGAAGGUCCCCUUCAGGGUGCGGAGGCGAACUAGUUGAAGUCGGACGACAUAGUCAUCUUCCGUUGAUCUUGGGCAAAAGUACACAAUGGGGAGCUUUAACAGGGAUGAGACAAAGUGUGGGAUGGUGUCUAUUGGGAGCAUUAGGUCGUUGUCAAGAUACGUGUUUUCGUUUUCCAAUCAGCCAGUUAUUUGUUUAUCCAUCCGAUAUUCCCAUCAGCGCUGCGUAAAGGAUAUUCUCCCACGGUUCGCCGAUAGUCUGUAGAUUAAUUCGUUUCGAUCAAUAUCCGUGUAUGGCUUGCUUUGAAAUAGAUGUAAUCAAGAUCUUGAGGUAUACUCGAUUGCAUAGAGUGGAAAUGGAGAAAUAUGGGAGUUCAUGGGUGAAGCCCGCAAGGCACUGAGCCCGUUCUGAGGAGCUGGUGCAAGCCGAAAUGAAAAGAGAAAGGCAUAACCGGAAUAAACGAACAGUAUUUACUGUAGUCCUUGACCUGUU